Molecule: messenger RNA, 849 nt
Organism: Closterium sp. Yama58-4
Lineage: Eukaryota; Viridiplantae; Streptophyta; Zygnematophyceae; Desmidiales; Closteriaceae
Source: the annotation of a GenBank genome assembly
AUGGUUUUCGGCAGCUGUGUCUCUUCUGGGAAAGUGGAGGGACGUGGUGUUGAGAGGUCCCUUGGUUCAUGGGAAAGAAAGGCAGUUGGUGGUGAGGCCGCAACAACUGGUGGUGAGGCUGCAACAACUGGUGGUGAGGCAGCAACAAUUGGUGGUGAGGCAGCAGCAAUUGGUGGUGACCCAGCAAUGGGUGGUGGUGACCCAGCAAUGGGUGGUGGUGACGCAGCAAUGGGUGGUGGUGACGCAGCAAUGGGUGGUGCUGACGCAGCAAUGGGUGGUGCUGACGCAGCAAUGGGUGGUGCUGACGCAGCAAUUGGUGGCAGUGACGCAGCAAUGGGUGGUGGUGUCGCAGCAAUGGCUGGCGGUGAUCUUUGUUUCUCUCUUUUCCUUCCGAACCUCUCCCUCUCCCUCCGUUCCUACUUUCUCGGUUUCUUUUUAUGCCUCGACUUUCCUUCUUCUUCUCACCGUUUCCUUCUGAUUUCCAUCUCUCCCCUCCCUGUUAUCCCCUCUCCUUCCAGCCAUCCACAGGGCAGCAGGCCCAGCUCUCAAGAAGCUCCGUUUCAACCUGUCUUCUCAUCCCCCUGCCCCGCCUCUACUUCUUCUCUCCAACCCUCUCCCGCUGGUCCCACCCUCGUCCUCCUUCCAGCCAUCCACAAGGCUGCAGGCCCUGCCCUCAAGAAGCUUUGGUUUGAUCUGCCGAUGCUGAGGAAUGGCAUUCGCUGCGAAACAGGAGACGCUGUGGCCACAGGUGCUGCCAACCUGCCAGUGCGCUGUGUGAUCCAUGCGGUGGGGCCUACGUAUCAUUCAGAUCUUGUGUCAGCGCCCCUGCUGAGGAGCGCCUACAGGUGA